UGCUCGGAGGUGGAGGUGGAGGCUGAGCGCUGAAAUGCGGCUUCGGGGCGUGCGGGGCUGGCUUCUCCGAGGCGGGCUGUCGCAGGCGGCCGGGCGGGCAGGCAGGGAGCUCGCGGGAGUUCCAGCCCGGCUCCCGGAGUGGCCAGGCGGCAAAGGUGCGUGUCUGGAAAGCUCGUUCCAGUUUUGGCAUUAGCAAAGGAGAACGUGGACCUGGAAUGCCGAGAGAGCGGGCUGAAGCUGCGCCCACUGCCUGCUCAGUGGGCCUGAGCUGAGCCCGGCAAGUUGAGGCGCCGGCACGUUGUGCCCACCCUAGAAGAACCGUUGCGGGGUGACCGAGGUGGUGUGACAGCAUCCUAGCCUGGUGAAGAGGAGAUAGAAAGACUCCACACCACAGGACAUCUGCCACUGAGACGUCGUGGGGUUCUUCAGAAUCCCACCCCUUCCCCGCACAAAAAGGUGGUGGGGGGGGGGAGAGAACACUCCCCAAAUCGAAAUCCACCGAGACUCUGGACAACUUUCCUAAAGGAGCCCCAGGCGUGUCCUUGCUGGACCCCUCCGGUGCAAAUUUCUCCUCCCUGCCUGCAGACUAGCCAGCUGCAUUCGGCUCCUAUUGGCAUCGUUGGGACUGACUGGGAACGCCGCUUUGAGAUCCACUCUUUGCAUCCAGGACUGAGGACUGUUUGCUCAUUCUUCCCUCCACCCCGCCCUAUUUUGGAAUUCUCAGCAUCAGAACAGCGGAGAUUUGAAGGCUGAGAAACCUUGCAGUCAGAACUGCCUUUAGACCCAAGGAUAUGCUUGCUUCUCCCUCCUUGUGCUAAUCCUGUCCCUCUCCCUCCCUCCUCUUUUUCUUUUUCCUCUCCCUCUAACUUUUUUCGGGAGACACUUGGCAAACCCCGGGGGAGCACGCUACCUGCGGAAGCCUUGCUAGACGGAAGCCCCUUGGAAGGGGGUGUUACUGCUCAUGGCAAGCCCACUCUGGUGAAAGGCAGAGAGCUGGGCUUCUCCAGAGAAUUGCAAGCAAGAAUUCUCUCCUGCAGCCAAAAGGGGGCCGGGGGAAAGGCUCCUUCCCGCAGUCACAGCAGGAGGAGGAGGCGGAAAGAGGAGGGAGGGGGAGGCUUUGGGCUCGCUAACCCUCGCCUCCCCUUAGUUCGGCUUUGAGGGGAUGUCGACCGCAAGCCCCGGCUGCUCUGUUUAAUGCUGCGCGCGGGCCCUCCGACGCACAGUGGGUCUUACGUGGAGCGGGGUUGGACGAAUUCGCCCCUGGUGACCGCUCCGAAAUCGGAUUUCAGAUGCAUGCCAGGUUUCCAGUGAAUGCCAGAAGUCCAGCUCACUCCUCAUGGAUCCUCCAAAUCCACAUGGAAGUGGUGGGUCAUUUGUGGUGAUCCAGCAGCCUUCCCUGGAUGGCCGGCUGAGGUUGGACCACGAGAGGGAGAGCCAGACCACCACUAUCUUGUCCCUGGACCAGAUCAAGUCCAUCAGAGGCAACAAUGAGUACACUGAAGGGCCAUCGGUGCUCAAAAAACCUGGCCCCAGGCUAGCGCCCAGACCAGAGAAACAUGAGAGGACUCAUGAAAUCAUACCCCUUAACGUGAAUAACAAUUCCGAGCACCAACCCCCAGGCCAUGUGGGGUUACCCACUAACUCCAGGGUUCCUGUACUCAGCAGGUCCACCAGUACAGGGAGUGCAGCUAGCUCUGGCAGCAACAGCAGUGUGUCCUCAGAGCAGGGCCUGCUGGGAAGAUCCCCUCCAUCCCGACCGGGUCCUGGCCGGCAGGUGGAAAGGGCCAUCCGGUCCCAGCCUAAGCGGGCCUCCUCCAUCACAGAAGACCUGAAAGUUGCCUUGAAAGAGGAACCCUCUACACAGCACAAGUUCAUCUGUGAACGGUGUGGGAAGUGUAAGUGUGAAGAGUGUACAGCCCCCAGGGCCCUGCCCUCCUGCCUGGCCUGUGACCGUCAGUGCCUGUGCUCCGCCGAGAGCAUGGUAGAGUACGGCACUUGCAUGUGCCUGGUCAAGGGCCUCUUCUAUCAUUGCUCCAAUGAUGAUGAGGGGGACUCCUAUGCAGACCACCCCUGCUCUUGUUCCCAGGCCCAUUGCUGCUCUCGUUACCUGUGCAUGGGGACCAUGGCCCUGUUCCUGCCUUGUUUACUGUGUUAUCCCCCGGCCCAGGGCUGUUUGAAGCUCUGCCGGGGCUGCUAUGACCGGAUGACACGGCCCGGCUGCCGAUGUAAAAACUCCAACACUGUCUAUUGUAAGCUGGAGAGCUGCCCCUCUCGGGCUCAGGGCAAACCCUCAUGAUGAGGGGAGGUGGACUCAACCUUGGGAUUGUCUCAACUUUCAGGUUGGGACUGCGGGUUUGUUUUCCUCUGCUCCCCUUCCCCUUAAUCCAUCCCUUCUCCUCAGGUCCCACCUUCACUCUCCUCUGCUGCUGGAUUUCCUCCCUUUCCUUCUUGUGGAUGAGCUUUGGAUGCUGACCUUGCACCUGGCUCCCACCUUGGACAAGAGCCUCACGGCUGAUCUGCCUGUUGUGUUCCUUAAAUGACUUUCCGAAGUCAUCCUUACACUCUGCAGUGUUUUGUGUGUGUGUGUGUGUGUGUGUGUGUGUGUGUGUGUGUGUGUGUGUGUGUAUGUGUGUGUUUGUGUGUGGUUUGUGUGUCAAUUUCCUUGUGGUGAAGUGCUAAAAGAAUAACCCAUUUAAUUUCUGGAGUAAGCUAGGGAAUGAAUGGAUUUCCCAUUAGAAUUAUUUUUCAUGGGGUUUGAAUCUUCCCUUGAGAGUGUAGAUGUCUUUAUGGUGCAUAAAGUUUCUUUUCCACCCCUCUUUCCCUUUCCCUACCCUCCUUGCUUCUAUCCUCUCUUCUCCUCCCUCCCCCCCAACCCUCCAGUUUUGGCAUAGGCUCAUUCCAGGGAUUGCUAAGUGUGUUCCCCCCCCACCCCAAAAAAUUCUGAUUUUCUUGACAGUAUAAAUAUUGUCCUUGGAGUCCUGUUAGCUGCUCAUGGCUCCCUAACCCAUCUAUUAGAUCCUUUCCACUCCUUACUACUACACCCUCCUCAUUCUUUUUUCUCCCUUUCAGUUUCUGCUGUCAUUGAGGUCACUUUGAUUGCUAACCUGGGUGGUAUUUGUAUAUCUGAGUAAUCUUCUGGGGCCCCUACUCAAGUCAUCUGAAACGUGCCUGGCUCCCUUUCUUCUGCACCCUCCUCACCCCCCAAUCCCUACCUUAUUGCUACAGGCCCAUCAAGUUGAGCCCUGCAGGUGAGCAGACCGAUUCCGACCUGACCCAGGCCAGCAUUGCCUUAGCCACACGUUGUGGCCAUGUCUUGUAUAUUGUAUGUAUAAAUCACAAAGUUGAAUUCUGACUAUUUUUAAGACAAAAGUCUGUUAAACUUUUUUAUUGUAAAGAAUAUUUAUUAUGUGAAUCUCUAUUAUUUUAUGAUAUUUAUUGCAAAGGACUGUCGAAAUGUACUCAUGUCUGAAUAUAACAAAAAUAGCAGUACCUAACAAAAACUAAGGGUGAUGCAAAGAAAGUACCUAUGUUAACUAUAAUGCAGAAAAUAUAUUAAUUAAUGAAA
This is a messenger RNA of Trichosurus vulpecula (common brushtail), 3565 nucleotides long. RefSeq names its product sprouty RTK signaling antagonist 1 (gene SPRY1). The coding region runs from base 1337 to 2296 and encodes 319 amino acids. The record is from RefSeq and is a predicted model, not a curated record. Gene Ontology annotation, biological process: negative regulation of Ras protein signal transduction; negative regulation of fibroblast growth factor receptor signaling pathway; negative regulation of MAP kinase activity. The transcript is spliced from 3 exons. Lineage: Eukaryota; Metazoa; Chordata; Mammalia; Diprotodontia; Phalangeridae. Gene Ontology annotation, cellular component: membrane; cytosol.